AAUCUGUACUGUAGUUUAAAGCAAGUUAGUUACUGUCAAGAUUUUCUUUAUUAGGUGUUGUUGUUUGACGAAGCAGAUGAAUUGGAUGCGGGCAAAUCCACAAAUGCUACUUAUAGUAGUUAUGAUGAGCGGUAGUUUCAUAAUUCUGGCACAUUUUAGUUUGUUCAGAAACAAAGUUAUUCAACGUUUUAUGCAUGCCAGUCGAGGUAACAUACAGAAGCAAGUUGUAAUUGAAGAAUCGCCAUACAUAAAACGUAACAAAAUUAUGAAUCGUGAAUCUCUUGCUCGAAUACUUCGCUUGAAUUUUGAACAAAAAAAUGAAACAAAACCCACGUCUAGGAAAUGCCAUGUUGCUUACGCCAAGUUGAAGGGAUAUAUAUCAUUACAUUUAAUGACAGAAGAAACCAACCAAACGACAUCAUCGGGGUUAACAUGGCCGCCAACGUUAAAAUAUCUGGACUUUAUAUACAAGGACUUGGAGCAUGGUGGUGUGUACAAAGGACCCAAGGAAUGUAAAUGUGCAACUAACUUUGCUAUUAUUGUCCCUUUUCGUGACAGAGAACAACAUUUAAGGUUUUUCUUAUUUUACAUCCACCCUCUUCUUCAGCGACAACGAACCUGUUACACAAUUAUUGUGGUUGAGCAAGAUGACGACAAAACUUUCAAUAAAGGGAAAAUGAUGAACAGUGGUUUUCUCUAUGCAAACAGCAUCGGUGAUUUUGAUUGCUAUAUUUUUCACGAUGUCGAUAUGAUUGCAGAGAACGACCGAAAUAUUUACCAAUGCAAAGAGAAAAAAGUUGCGCAUUUAGUCUGGCAAAUGGACAAAUAUGACUAUGAGAUUCCCUACUAUGAUUAUAUCGGUGGUGUGUUGGCAUUUACCAAGGAACAAUUCAUUACAGUGAACGGUUUCUCCACCAUGUACGAGGGAUGGGGAGGUGAAGACGACGAUAUGAUGAAGCGAAUAUGGGCGAAAGGUUACGAACUUUGGAGACCGAGAAAAAAGAACAUCGCCAGAUUCAAAAUGAUUCAUCACAACCACGACAAAAGGAAUCCCCGUAUAGAUGAUUAUCUGAUGCAAGAUUUGUUAUUCUCAGCAAUAAGUCGUCAAGACAGCGAUGGUUUAAAUUCUCUUCAUACAGUUCGCACUGAUGUCAUUAAAUAUCCGAGUCACACCAGAGUAAAAGUUAGAAGUUGAAAAUAAUUUCGUUUUAUUUAUUUUUUCGCAAGUUGAAUUUUCGUUUUUAAUCAAUAAUAAACUCAUUAGUCUCAAA
Molecule: messenger RNA, 1271 nt
Organism: Ciona intestinalis (vase tunicate)
Lineage: Eukaryota; Metazoa; Chordata; Ascidiacea; Phlebobranchia; Cionidae
Product: beta-1,4-galactosyltransferase 1
Biological process (GO): carbohydrate metabolic process
Cellular component (GO): Golgi apparatus
Molecular function (GO): galactosyltransferase activity
Source: RefSeq, a predicted model, not a curated record